AAUGUGUCAAACUAUAGUGAAGUUGCUGGAGGCAUUUUGAAGACAAAUAAUUGUAAAACUAUUAUUUUCGGUAUUUUGGGAGUUAUAGAGGUUGUCAAGAGACCCCUAACUAACUUCACCUGCAAGUUUAAUUCAAUAAAUCAUUACUCAUGCGGCUUUACAUCAUAGAUGACAUUACACUAAACCUAACCCUAUUUUUCUAUUGGAAAAGUACGUGAACGGAACUAAGAAAGAAAAGAUAUAAACAAACGAAAGUAAAUACGGAGAAUAAUGUCGGCAAAAUUUAUAAAUAGAAUUUCCACUGAUUUGUAAAACCAGAACGAGAGCUUUUCUGAGUUUUCAUGAAAAUUCACGAAAACGAAAAUUCAAUGCGAGCAGCGCUGCAGAUGAUCGAGAAAGUUCGGCAAUUGAGGAAAACAGUGCGUUUGUCGGUCAGCUGAACUUAUAAAAGUGCACACCUUUUAGUCGCCGCAAUCUAACAAGCACAAUUCUUAUUAUUGACGUGACACAACUGUGAAUAUAAAAUAAAAAAAAUAUUUAAUUUACAAAUAAGGAAUAUUAAUUAAUAAAAGCAGCAAUUAAUAUUUGUGAAAUGACGAAUAAUACAAAUAAUUCCACCGAAAAUGAAGAAGAGGCUCUGACCUACAAAACCGAAGGCAAUGCAGCAUUCAAAGGUGAAAAGUGGGACGAGGCCGUUAAAUGUUAUACCAAAGCUAUAGCAGCUGGACAAAAACACAAGGAAUUAUCUGUUUUCUACAAAAAUCGCGCUGCAGCAUACUUGAAACUGGGUAAAUACCAGGCUGCUUUAGAUGAUUGCACAGAAUCCUUGCGCAUUACACCAAAGGAUCCCAAGGCACUAUUUCGUCGUGCACAGUCCUACGAAGCGCUGCAAAAAUAUGAAGAAGCUUACAAAGAUGCCACCGAUUUGUUUAAAGAGGAUCCCACUAACAAAUUAGUACAGCCAAUGCUCCAACGUCUGCAUCAGAUUGUACAGGAACGUGUAGCUCAGAAUGCCAAAACAUCAACAAAGGUCAACCAAAUGAUGGAACUUACUUUUGAUUUUGGCGCUCCAGUUGAUAAACGGCGUUCUGGGGCCAACAAUCUAUUAGUUCUUGCAAAAGAAGAAGUUGGUGCAGACAUGAUCUUCAAAGCUGGAUGCAUUACGAAAAUUGCCUCACUGACCAAAGUAGAAAAGGAUCCUGAAAUUUAUUGCAAUCUGAUUCGUGUCGUUGGCGAAUUGUGCAAUGGCUCAGUAGAUCGAACCAAAGCAGUUUUGCGGGAGUUGGGUGUUCCAUGGUUCCUUCAUGUAUUAGAUCAUAAGCAUGAGGAACGAGUUACGGCUGCACAGUAUUGCUUACAAAUCAUCAUUAACUCAUUGUCGGGCAUGGAGAAUAAGCCGGACAGUAAACCCAAUAAAGAACUUUGCCAGCAGCAUCAAAAGGAAAUCGACACACUUCUCACCUGUCUAGUUUACACAAUAACCGAUCGCACGAUUUCAGGUCCAGCACGUGAUGCCAUUAUCGAGUUAUUGACGCGAAAUGUUCACUACACCGCACUCGAAUGGGCGGAGAGAUUGGUGGAAAUUCGCGGCUUGCAUCGUUUAUUGGAUGUCUGCUCAGAGUUGGAAGAGUACAAGUAUGAGAGUGCGAUGGAAAUGACGCCAUCUUCACGCACAAUAGCAUCUGUGUGUAUGGCGCGCAUCUAUGAGAACAUGUAUUAUGAUGACGCCAGAAAGCGAUUUGGCGAACAGAUUGACGAGUAUAUCAAAGAUAAACUCUUGGAACCCGAUAUGGAGUCUAAAGUACGCGUGACUGUGGCUAUUACUUCUUUACUGAAUGGGCCACUGGAUGUUGGCAAUCAGAUUGUAGCGCGGGAUGGCAUCUUGCAAAUGAUCUUGGCCAUGGCCACUACCGACGAUGAGUUGCAACAACGCGUCGCUUGUGAAUGUAUAGUGGCCGCUGCCUCUAAAAAGGACAAAGCCAAAGCACUUUGCGCCCAGGGCGUCGAUAUUCUUAAAAACCUAUAUAAAUGCAAAAAUGACAAUAUACGUGUGCGCGCUUUAGUCGGACUUUGCAAGUUGGGUAGUUACGGUGGGCAGGAUGCUGCCAUACGCCCAUUCGCUGAUGGAGCUACAAGCAAAUUAGCCGAAGCUUGUCGCCGUUUCCUAGUAAAACCGGGCAAGGAUCGUGAUAUACGUCGUUGGGCUGCGGACGGCCUGGCUUACCUUACACUUGAUGCUGAGGUUAAAGAAAAGCUGAUCGAGGACAAAGCUGCAAUUCAUGCGCUAAUCGAUUUGGCACGUUCUGGCGAUCAAUCCUGUCUUUAUGGUGUAGUAACGACAUUUGUAAAUCUCGUGAAUGCCUACGAAAAGCAAGAGAUCUUGCCGGAGAUGGUAGAGCUGGCGAAGUUCGCUAAGCACCAUAUACCGGAGGAGCACGAAUUAGAUGACGCCGACUUCGUGAAUAAACGUUGUACGGUUCUGGCCAACGAAGGUAUCACAAGCGCAUUAUGUGCGCUUGCAAAAACUGAGAGCCACAACUCUCAAGAACUGAUCGCCCGUGUACUUAACGCAAUAUGCAGUUUACAAGAGUUGCGCGGCAAAGUAGUGCAAGAUGGUGGUGUCAAAGCAUUGCUGCGUAUGUCAUUAGAGGGCACCGAAAAGGGUAAGCGGCAUGCCUCCCAGGCUUUAGCGCGCAUCGGUAUUACCAUAAAUCCCGAAGUGGCCUUUGCCGGACAACGUUGUUUGGAUGUAAUACGCCCACUCUUGAAUUUGCUGCUGCAAGAUUGCACUGCACUGGAAAACUUUGAAGCGCUAAUGGCGCUGACAAAUCUAGCGGCGAUGAAUGAGACUGUGCGUCAGCGUAUCGUCAAGGAGCAGGGUGUGUCAAAAAUUGAAUUCUAUUUGAUGGAGGAUCACUUGUACUUGACCCGUGCGGCGGCACAAUGCAUCUGCAAUCUGGUGAUGUCCGAUGACGUGGUGAAGAUGUUUGAACAACCUAACGAUCGUGUCAAGUUUUUGGCGCUGUUGUGUGAAGAGGAGGAUGAAGACACAGCAAAGGCUUGCGCUGGUGCGUUGGCCAUGCUAACGUCAGUUUCGAAAAUAUGUUGCUCCAAAAUAUUAGAAAUCAGUACAUGGUUACAGGUACUGCACACGCUCAUUGCCAAUCCAAGUCCCGAAGUGCAGCAUCGCGGCGUGGUAGUCGUAUUGAAUAUGAUUAAUGCCGGCGAGGACAUUGCGCAGAAACUUUUGGAAACAGAUGUUAUGGAAUUACUUAGCGGCUUGUCACAAUUGCCAGAUGAAACGCGAGUCAAAGCACGCGAGAUUGCGCAACAGUGCCUGACAGCGGCGGAACGUUACAAUAUUAUUGAAAAAACGGACGAUGCUAUGGUGCCAGAUGUCUUUGAAGAAACGGCACGAAUUGAGGAGAUCGAGGAGUAAUUAUUCGUACAAGAUUUUACAAGUUAGGUAAAGAUUGCCAUAAGUGCCAAAGUAACAAAAAAGAAUAAAAACAAAUACCUGCGCAUGUAUUCGCAUAGGUUUUUUCUGCUAUCCUGUUCCCACUAUAUUUUUAGUGUUACACCACAACUUUUUUAUGCAUGUACUUAUUUUUUACUAAACCAUUUGGUCGACGAAUUUACAAUAAAUUCAUUAUGGACGUUUUAAAAAUUUCAUCCAAUAAAGUUUGAGUUUUAAUUGAAAACUGGA
Anastrepha obliqua is the source of this 3706-nucleotide messenger RNA. It is a transcript of the gene unc-45, whose product is annotated as protein unc-45 homolog B. Lineage: Eukaryota; Metazoa; Arthropoda; Insecta; Diptera; Tephritidae. The record is from RefSeq and is a predicted model, not a curated record. Gene Ontology annotation, molecular function: Hsp90 protein binding. Bases 593 to 3439 code for a protein of 948 amino acids. The transcript is spliced from 2 exons.